GCAUGCCAGUACCUCCUGGAUGGAGCCAGGAAAAGUGUGGGGCGUGACCGGAAGGGCUGGUUGCCCCCUCCUGCAGGGGCUCAGGUGUGUUUCCGCCAUGCGCUGUUGCAGGCCCCGGAACUGCUGGAGCAGCAGAAGUACACGGUGACUGUCGACUACUGGAGCUUUGGUACCUUGGCUUUCGAGUGCAUCACGGGCUUCCGGCCUUUUCUCCCCAACUGGCAGCCUGUGCAGUGGCAUUCCAAAGUCCGGCAGAAGAGUGAGAUGGACAUCGUCGUUUUUGAAGACUUGAAUGGAGCAGUGAAAUUUUCGAGCUCUUUACCCUACCCCAAUAAUCUUAACAGCAUCCUGUUGCAGCGACUGGAGAAGUGGCUGCAGCUGAUGCUGAUGUGGCACCCCCGGCAAAGGGGCACUGACCCCGCGUACGGGCCCAAUGGCUGCUUCAAGGCCCUGGAUGACAUCUUAAACUUAAAGCUGGUUCAUAUCUUGAACAUGGUCACAGGCACCAUUCACACCUAUCCAGUGUCAGAAGACGAGAGUCUGCAGAGCUUAAAGGCCAGAAUUCGGCAGGACACAGGAAUCCCUGAGGAGGACCAGGAGCUGCUGCAAGAAGCAGGUCUGGCGUUGAUCUCCGACAAGCCUGCCACUCAGUGUAUUUCAGACGGGAAGCUCAACGAGGGCCACACAUUGGACAUGGAUCUCGUUUUUCUCUUUGACAACAGUAAAGUCACCUAUGAAACUCAGAUCUCCCCACGGCCCCAACCUGAAAGUGUCAGCUGUAUCCUUCAAGAGCCCAAGAGGAACCUGCCUUUCUUCCAGCUGCGGAAAGU
Molecule: messenger RNA, 830 nt
Organism: Myotis lucifugus (little brown bat)
Lineage: Eukaryota; Metazoa; Chordata; Mammalia; Chiroptera; Vespertilionidae
Product: inhibitor of nuclear factor kappa-B kinase subunit beta-like
Exons: 6
Biological process (GO): positive regulation of transcription by RNA polymerase II; tumor necrosis factor-mediated signaling pathway; peptidyl-serine phosphorylation
Cellular component (GO): cytoplasm; IkappaB kinase complex
Molecular function (GO): protein binding; IkappaB kinase activity
Source: RefSeq, a predicted model, not a curated record